AUGCUAUCGACUACUGCUCUUUGCUUUUCGCCCGUCAUGUCGAUGCUGCUGUUGCUGCUGCUGAGCUUCCACGCAGCGGUCGUUGACGCGGCGGACGCUGCCAGUGACACGGUCAAGUCCCUCUUUGACUCGGCAGAAGGCAUUGAAAUCGGCGGCAGCGUGUUGGCUAUUGCUGCAAUUGCCGUCGGAGCGGUCAUGAUCGCUGCCGGCUACCGCUUCUUCCGCGCGACGCUCUUUGCCAUUGGCUUUAUCUGCGGCGGCGUUGGCCUCGCGAUUGCCAUUGAACACAUUUUCGACAGUGAGUCGUGGGUCAUUACGGCGUCGUGGGUCGCUUUUGCCGCAGGCGGCCUCGUCUGCGGCAUCCUCGUCAUGGCGCUCUACUCGCUCGGCAUCUUUGUCGCUGGCGCUGCCGGCGGCGUCGUCCUCGCAAUGCUAAUCCACAACUCGGUGGGCCACAGGAUCUACUCGAGCCACCCGCAAGUGGUGCUCAUUGUGCUGUGCGUCGUGCUCGGUCUCUUGUGUGGCGCGCUGGCGCUCAAGCUCGAGAAGCCCGUGCUGAUCACUGCCACGAGUCUCUUUGGCGCUGCCGUUCUCGUGUGGGGCGUGGGGUACUUUGCCGGCGACUUCCCAUCGGCCAACGACCUCAAGCAGUACGCCACACAGGACGUUAACGGCGACUGGGUCUACUCGAUCCCAGACGCGUGGUGGGCCUACCUCGCUGCGAUCCUCGUGCUUUUCGUGCUGGGUCUGUUUAUCCAGUUCCGCAAGACUGGACGCGGGGCUGCGCACCACAGUGCACGGGCCAUCAAACGUCGCCCAGAGGGCGCGCACUACGUCGAGGCGAGCUCCCCGCAGCCGCAAAGCGUGCGCUUUGGCAACCCGGCCAGCCACGUAUAA
This is a messenger RNA of Hyaloperonospora brassicae, 897 nucleotides long. The record is from the annotation of a GenBank genome assembly. Lineage: Eukaryota; Oomycota; Peronosporomycetes; Peronosporales; Peronosporaceae.